Molecule: messenger RNA, 1271 nt
Organism: Daldinia decipiens
Lineage: Eukaryota; Fungi; Ascomycota; Sordariomycetes; Xylariales; Hypoxylaceae
Product: Molybdopterin biosynthesis MoaE
Exons: 2
Coding region: 160-636 (158 amino acids)
Biological process (GO): Mo-molybdopterin cofactor biosynthetic process
Cellular component (GO): cytosol
Molecular function (GO): molybdopterin synthase activity
Source: RefSeq, a predicted model, not a curated record
AGAAAAUAGUAGAAGCAUCAACGCAAACGCAGGUCCAAGUCGAUAAACCUCGAAAUACACGUAAGUGCAAUAGAUACUUAGAUAUUCCAAUCUUCCUCGAUUUAAUCUCUUUUUUCCUCCCUUGCUACCAACCAUCGGCUAGGUACCUAUACGAAGAAGAUGGACCUCGAAACGACUGAACUCAAGGAGGAUGCCUGCUACGUCGCACUUACCCACGACUAUCUCAAUGUGAACAGUGUGAUGGAUAGGGUUCGUAGCCCUCAAGCAGGUGCAAUAGUCAUGUUUGCGGGUACUACUCGUGAUAAUUUUGGUGGGAAGCCAGUGAAGGAGCUCCAAUACUCUGCUUACAACCUACUGGCCUUGCGCACCAUGCUAUCCAUAUGCAAAGAAAUCCAUACCGAGUAUGGCCUCGUGGCAAUAGCCAUGGUUCAUCGUCUCGGAACCGUGCCUAUCGGGGAGGAGAGUAUACUCAUAGCAGUAUCUGCCCCGCAUAGACAGGCUGCGUGGCGAGCUGGUGAACGAGCCCUUGAAGACUGCAAAGAACGUGUUGAAGUCUGGAAGAGGGAAGAGUUUGAAGGCGAAGACGGCGUUUGGAGAGCCAAUAGGGAUGGCGCAAAAGGAACAUUUACAUCUUGAUUCGCUAUCCUACGUUUACCUACACCAACAUCGAACCUAUGUAGCAACCUGAGGUUUGUGGAACCUAUCUACAGGGAUGCCCUAGGAUGGUGUCUUAUCUUGUUUGCUGGGAACUUGGUAUGGAAACGCAUUCAAUUCGAUUUACACCGUAUAAUAUACAACCCAAAGCCACAUAUACAUAGUAUGUAUGUGCGGCAUACCGGAUAUUAUAUAUUGGGUUAGGCACCUAAGGCCCCUCCUGCAAGCCCUAUAUUGAAUAUUUCCCUAGAACGAUGCUCUGAAAAUAUCGUACCAUUGUUACUAACUGAACACAUCGAGAUUGCCGGUUCUAAAUGGGACGAAAAUAGCAAUUGGUUGUCCCGUUCAUUAACCGGUUAAAUGGCUGUUGUUGAGCCAAGGAGUAGCAAAGGGGGCCUCGAUUCUUGUAUGUAAUCGAGAUGGUGUGUUCAGGAGACACUAGAAUGUUAUUUUCGUAUCUGCUACCUUAUGCAGAUUUUUUCUGCUUUUUCUCGUAAUCUACAUAGACAGCAAGAAGAAAAAACCUAUUACCUGACUACAUACAACCUGCGUUGUAUCACGAGAUUACAUGUACCUAGACACGCGUUGGGUCUGUUGCGGUUUAGAUUAAUGCAGGC